AUAACUGUUACAUACUAUAAAAGAUCCGCAUAAUGUAAAAUAUCAUAAAGUAGGUAAUGAUUUUUUAUUAAGGGAGCAAAGUUUGUCCCUGUUAUGAAUCAUUUACGAACUAAAUUUGAUGUAUAGCUUAUACCAAGGUGUGUUAUAUAAUAUGGCAGAAAAAAUCAAUACACCACAGUCUACUUUCUAGUAUUAGGAGCAGAAGAAGGUGUUAUUUAUUUGGACCUUAAUACACCUAAUUUGCAAUAUUUCUAGAUGGCUGCAUUUUCAUUAAAUAUUCAAAAACGUAUAGAAUCAGGUCUGGUAGCUAGUGGAAAAUUUGAUGGUUCUCAUGCUUGUUUAACAGCUGUAACCUCUGGAGGAAAUAUUUUAGUACACAGUCCUCAUAGGCAACCUCAAAUUAAGAACAAUGAUUCUGAACAACCAGAUGGAAGAUUAUCUUGGAGUGGGGAACUUGCUGAAUUGCAAAUUGAUAGUCAGGUAACAGCAAUAUGCACUGGGCAUCUUGGGGAAGAUGAAAGAGAUAUUCUUUUAAUAGGAACUUCUACACACAUUCUCGCUUAUCACGUAGAAGAUAAUGCUGAUAUUUUUUAUAAAGAGAUGACAGAUGGUGCACUGUAUAUAACGAUAGGUAAACUUGGAUGGUUAUCGGAUCAAGUAGCAGUCAUUGGUGGUAAUAGCUCGAUAACCGUCUUAGAUUCCAAGGGAACGGAAAUUUUUUGGACAGUGAUGGGUGACAUAGUUACUUCCAUUGCAAUAUUUGAUUUUGAAGGUGAUCAAGAGAAUGAGUUGCUUAUUGGGACAAAAGAUUUUGAAAUAAAAUUAUUGAAAGAAGAUGCAAUAGUGUGGGAUACAAAAGAAACGGCAUCGGUAACUGCAUUGGCAGGACUUUCUAACAAACAAUUUGCAUAUGCAGUGGGAAAUGGAACAAUAGGGGUUUAUGAAGCUGGUCAAAGGCUUUGGCGAGUUAAAUCUAAACACAGAGCAGUGUCUAUACGAAAUUUUGAUAUAAAUGGAGAUGGUGUGUUAGAGCUCAUCACUGGAUGGAGUAGCGGGAAAGUUGAUGCAAGAUCGUGUAACACCGGAGAUGUCAUAUUUAAAAUACAAUUGUCUACUGGCGUGGCUGGCAUUGUAGAGGCUGAUUAUAGAAGACAAGGUAGACCAGAUUUGGUUGCCGUAUCUAUUUCUGGAGAAGUGCGUGGAUAUGCUCCUGGAACUGCAAUGGACGCUCCAGAGCCUGGUGAAAUAAUGCGUGAAUUAUUGUCUAAGAAACAAGCGUUACAAAUGGAACUUCGACAAAGAGCUGCAUCGGUUCCAAAUAUGUAUCAUCAUACAAAGCUAGCAGUUAGUUUAAUAUCAGCUAGAGGUGCAGCCCGUCUUGGUAUUGCAGCCGGACCAGGUCUUUUGGUUUAUUGUGCCAUAGUAUUUGCAGAAGGUGUAUUCGAGGGCGAAACACUUGUAGCUCAUCCAAAUAGGCCGCAAGGUGAAUUGGAAAUUGAAUUACGUCCUCCAAAAAAUGGGCCUAUCGAUAUUCACGUAAAAAUUAGUGUUGGUCCACCUGGUGCAGAUUUAUUACAGGUUUUCGAAAUGACAAGACAAUUGCCCAGAUUUUGUAUGUAUGAAAUUAUUUCACAUCCAGAGGAAGCUUCCCAAACGGUAAUAGAUGGCGGUAUUACUAUAGAGGUUGCUGAGAGGGCACAGCGUAUUGCAUUAUGGUUGAAUCAAAGUCUUCUGCUUGCGGAGGAGUUUGAAAUCGCGGAAGAAGGGCCAAACGCUGCCUCGAUCGAACUUUGGCUUCGUGGAUUAAGAGAUAACAAAAUCCAUUGCUUUACAGCAAGUCCUUCUGGAAAAAUAACAGUACAGACGGAAGACUCGACGUUUGCUGGUGAUAUAGUUCAAUCUUUGGCAAUGUAUUUGGGUCUUAGAGAGCUUAAUUCUGAAUCAAUAUUUCCAAACGAAGAAAGUAAAAUGUUAGAAGCUUUAGAACGCGUCAAAGGCUUAAAAGAUGUCGAUGCGAAACUUCAAGCGGAAGCUGCUAGUACUGCUCUUCUUCUUAAAAAUGUUGUUAUUCGCUUAGAAGAUGCACGAAUAUUGCAAAAUGUAGAAGAAAUGAGGAAGCGAUUAUUACAAUUGAAAGCUAUAAACAGUGACCUAAUUAGAAAUCACGAAAUCAGAAUGAACAGUAAUCGAGAUCUUUCAAUAAAUUUGAAAGAAUUGAAUAUCGGUGUCCAACGAGUCGCAAAAUUAAGAGUCGGUAAAGCUGCUACAAAUGCAGUCUCACGGUGCAGGACUGCGAUACAGGAUGAAAAUCCAAGGGCGCUCCUUGCAGCAAUGCGAAACGGUUGAUCCUGACGCCUUACGUAAGGACGAAUAUACGGUAUUUUUAUUUUUCUGCGUCACUAUUGCUACACCUGAUAAUGAAAUACAUUCUUACGUGUACGUUGUAAAUCGGUAAGUAAGAUGCAAUCACGUUUCUGACUAUUCUUAAGUAUUCGAAAUGAAUGAAUUCAAUUUGAAAGAAUUUUUUCUCUGUGCAUUUCUUUUACUCAUUCAAUAAAAAAUCAGAUAAUACAAGGAAUGCUUUAUGAAGUGUAUAAUUACGUCUAUUGUGAUUAUUACGAUGGCAGCCUUUUAAUGAUUAGGAUUAUGAUUGUUUAACAUUAAACUCGUUCGUUCGAUUGUCUUCGGAUAUGAACAUAAAAACAGCCAUGACCUGUCAAAUAGAAGUCUCGAGAGCAUACAGUCAUCAUUACAUAACGCGCGAGAUAUCUAUUUUGCUGCUAAAAGAAACGACUUUUUUUUCUAGUUUAAUGAAUAUCGUAGCACGUGGCACAUUUUUCGAGUUAAGCUUAGAUUCUUGCAUGCGAUAAUAUAUCAUAUUUUUCAUAAUAUGUUGUUGCAUCAAAACUUUUCAAGUUUCGUAACACAAUUUGUUGUUAAUAAAGCAUGAUUCCUCUUAAGAAAUUCCUUGCAACUUAAUAUUUAUGGACGAUAUUAAUGGUUUCAAUAGGAUGUGCGCGAGAUGAAGAUAGAUUCGAAGAAAAAAGAAAAAAGAAAAAGAAAAAAAAAAAAAAAAAAGAAAAGAAGAAAAAAGAAAAAAAGGAGAAAAGAUAAAAAAAAAAAAAAAAAAAAAAAAAUGAAAAGUCUUGUAUGCUUAAGUGUUCAUAAUGAGCCGUUUGUUUCAAUAUGCUUAGAUAAUCGUACGAAAAUGUAUGUACGCGGUAUCACGCCUUGAGAAUGACAGAUAUAGAUUUUGUUUACGGCUCACGAUCACGCGUAAAUGCCAUGAUCAGCUUCUAAACAGUAAACAAUCGUUUAUAAAGAUAAAGUUCAUUGCGAUUAGACCAAGACAUUUGACUAGAGGGUGAACUAUUAUAACUAUUUUCAGAGUUUUAUAUACUUCCGUGAUAUAUUGCAUUGUGUUUUGUCUCUACUUUGCUUCUCAAGAGAACAAAAACGAAGAAAAACACUAAGGAACGAUAGCAUUUGUAUGUAAGAUUGCUUUUUAUCUGUUUUUUUUAUUUUUUUUAUUUAAAUUUUAACAAAUAUUACUUUGAUAUUUUAUCAACUUCGUUGUCGGUAUUAAAUUCAUAAUAUUUUUAAAUAUAUAUUUAGCACGCAAAAUCGUUACCCAAGGGUGACAAGUAAUGCAUAUAAGUGGCAUUUGGCCAUUUCUAUUUUCUAUUUAUCCAUUUAUACUAGGAUAAAAAAAGUUUACGAUUAUGCACUUCCGUUGGAAUUCAAUAGAACGGAUUUUAGAUUGUUAUCGUUCGUCGUUUGUUUUUUAUCGAUAAAAAAAAUUUCGUCUUUUGUCGUUUGAUAUCGAAAUCGUACUUUAUUCCUUCGUACUUCUUCUCGAUGGAAAAACUUAUUCACCAAUCAAUACCACCCGAUAUAAGUGUAGAAAAUGUUAGGUCGGUCGAUCAUUUCAACGUCAACGGUAAAGUAUUUUUCUAGUGGAAGAAAAUGAAGGAAUCCCUUGACAAAUUCUUUCUAUUUUGGCGCCAUUUCUCGGAAUCUAAUCCCAUUGAUAGGUUAAAUAUAGACGCCUGGAUUUAAGAACGAAUAAGAUGGGAGAAAAGCGUGCCGCUCUGCGUGACCCCCCGUCUGUUCUCUCGGGUUAUCGUUGUUUAAUGGCACUCUCUUAUCACUUAUCACAACGGCAGCACGGAGUUAUUACUCAAAAUUCUUUACGUUCGACACUACCCGGCUAAGCAAAAAAGUAAAGAAAUAUAAUGAUGAAUCUAUCAGAUGAUCUUAACGCCUUUUACGGAUAAGAUAAUGCCAUGUAUUCUCGUCUAUCAAUCUUUUAAGCCAGAAGAGAGAGAGAGAGAGAGAGAGAGAGAGAGAGAGAGAGAGAGAGAGAGAGAGAGAGAGAGAGAGAGAGAGGAGCCAUAAGAGGAAAGACCGUUAAUUUUGUUUUCGUAAUGAGAUCGCCGACACAUUGUACGUCGCUGAUAUCUCGAUACGGAACUCCGUGAGAUAUCCAAGAAGAUAAAUAAUAUUAAUUUAACGAAAAACGAUCGCUGAAUAGAAUCUGAAUCUGUAUUUCUCCGAAAUAUUCAAGAAUAUUGUUAUAGUUUGGUGAUCGCUUCCCAAUUUUUAUUUUUAUUUUUCUGUUUCAUGGGAGGUCGAAGAAGGAUCAAAUGGCUGAAGAAUUGGAAGGACAGAGUUAUUUUUGACGAACUCGAAUAAAAUAAGAAUACACGUAAAUCUUGUUGAAAGAGCUCAAAGUUUUAAAGUGGUUGUGUCUUCGAAGACGUCGUUGUGUAACUUCAAACAAUCUGCGUACGCAGAACCGUCGAGAAUACUUCAUUAUAGGUGGAUUGGUAAUGAAAAAGAAGGUCAAUGGCUAAACUUGGCAGGAAGCUCGCAUGGUCGUCGCAGGAAGCGACUUCGACAUCGACGUCGACGUUGACGAUGGGACGGCUGCAGGCCACACGUCAGACACGCGUUUCGUUUUAUCGCUUACGAUGACAAACGUGAACAUGCCAAAGUAUCUUCUAAUUUUUAUUUCAUUUGCGAAAUGAAAGAUGAACGACAAGGAUAAUAAUAGGAAUGAUCUGGUAGAAGGUUGAUGUACUACUUGCCUUUGAAUUGACCGCGAGGCUUUUCUUUUAGUUGAUUAAUCAAUUAAAAGAAUCCAAAUUAGUCGAACGUAUUUCCGUCAAAAAUAUCUUAGAAUCUCGUAUCUCGAAGAAAUUUAUCUGCUAUCAAUGGUCAACAAUUGUGUUCUAUCAUUGAUGCGAUAGGAGUAUGACGUAGUGUUUUUCCCGCGCGAUGUCGUCGAUAAGAGAGUCGUCGACUCGUGCGCUUUCUCGAUUAUGUCGACGCCAGGUCGAUAUGGUGAUUUGAACUUGGACCUCACCGUGACAAGGAACGAAACUAUUUCUUCUUGCUUUUGCUGAUUGCCAUGUAUUUUUUUCAUCGAUCUUCGACUUCUCCUGAUUUAUCAUUUUUUCUAAAUUUAACUCGUACUCUUUUUUUUUUUUAUUUAUAUUCUACAUUCAACAUUUUCUUUUUAUAUUUUGAAAUUUCAAUCGGAGUCGAUUUUCUUUGGGAUCAAAGUACAAUUUCUGUAAUUACAUAUGAGUUACAACGAAUUACUAUAGUACCAUUAGAAAGGUCUUUGCAACAGAUCGGUAGAAUUAGAUCGACCUAUUUCUGCCGGUACGUCUGCACUCUAUUAUUCAAUAUCAUAGGUAAGCCACCUCAAACGGAAGGACUGCUUAACUUGGUUGUACUAGUAGCAUUUAUGCGAUGAUAAAAAUAAGAUAGUUAAACGAUCCUAACAUUAUCUUUUUUUUCUUUUUCUUUUUCCUUCUAUCGUGUACGAUAUCAGGAAAACAUUUGAUUGUACCUCGUCGAUAGACUAUUUCAAUUGAAAACAAAUUUCUAUGCGAUCUCUCGCCGCCGGAAAUAAUUAAGCAUCGAUAAUGUUUCGACAUGAAAAUGAUGUUUCUCCAAUAACGAAGAUAUAGAUUUAGAACUUCAGUUCUAAGCGCUGCACUCCGCCAUUCGUAUGCAUUAGAUAAAUGCUCAGAUAGUGAAAUGAAUUAUCUUGUUAAUAUAUCAAUAGUAACUGCAGUAACAAUUGGCGCAAUUGCAAAGACAAAAUUAUCUUGUUACUAUCGGUAGGACCUAAACUAUGAUAAAAGUCAUUGCACGUGUAGUCAACUGUUGCCGGUUAACAACUGCUUAGUCCAAUUUGUAUAUUCUAUGCGCUUAGAAAUCAACUAUAAAGAAUUCGUUCGGUUUUCCUUCAGAAAAUCAGAAUAUAUAGAUAUGUAAUUUUAAGAUUAUUGUUCUAUCAUAUUUAGAUAAAAAUAAUACAUUCGAAAAUGAAGUAGAAAAAAAAAAAAAAAAGAAGAAAAAAAAAAAAAGAAAAAAAAAAAAGAAAAAAAAACACAAUCAAAAGAAGGAUAAACGGAUAAGACAAUCUGACGAUGUUGUGAAGGCCAGUGAUUCGUUGAAUUCAUCCUCGCUUGUAAGAUUAAAAUUUUGCGAGCGUAGACGGUAACUAAUAGUCGGCGACGGAUCACGAGGACAAAUUGUGACUGGUGCAAUGAUAAAAGAGACUGGGAGCUUACUCGAUUACACCGACGUCAGGUCGGUUGCGAGUUGAACUUGGACCUCUCGUAGCAACAGGAACGCUCGAGAAUCGUUCGACGAAUCCCUUCGAAGAGUUGGAACGAUUUUAAAAUCGAGAUAUACGAGAUGGUCGAACGAGAAUCAGAUCGCGUCGAUUCGACGUUAUCUUCUUCUCGAAUACGCGCCGAUAACUUUGAGAAAGAGAAUAUUAUCAAUCUUUCGUGUUCAGGUUAACGAUAAUGAUCCUCGCAGUAAGUAAUUUCAUAAUCGUAAUUGUAAUCGAUAAGUUCAAUUAAUUGCAACUUUCACAGCUUAUUUUAUAUUUACUAACAGCGAUAAUUAGCAGCGAUAUUCUAUUCUACUGGAAUUUAAGAAAUUAAAGGUAAAAAGAAGCAAGACAAUCGGCCCUCUCGAAUGGCCCUCUCGAUCGGUCGUCUCACCGACAUACGAAUUUCGACGUCGCGCUUAAUAGAGAGACAACGACUCGACGGGGAAUUAUGCGGCGUUGGGCGCAUAAUCAUGAGCGUAGUCUGAUCGAGACAGUUGCUCUGAUAUGACCCCCUGCGAGAGUGGUCUCAAUUUUAAACUGCGACCGAUAGACGGCAGAGAACGGAAAGAGAGAAAAAAGAGAAAGAGAGAGAGAGAGAGAGAGAGAGAGAGAGAGAGAGAGAGAGAGAGAGAGAGAGAGACGAAAAGAGAGCCUAUAAUGGACCGUCGCAAGCGUGAUUGGCGUAACAAGUCGGGCCUAGAAUCGACUUCGACUUGUAUACAUAUAACGCCUACAUUCACAUAUAUCGUAGCCUGGAUCUCGAGCGUGCACUCGAAGAAGAAGAAGAAUAAGAAUAAGACGAUACGCGAAGAAUAUAGUAUAUCGCUCGUAAAUAUACGAUAAGUAUGCCGCGAGCUUAUGCCCCCUGCGAGAGUGUAGUGCCUAUUUCAAAGUGCAAAUGACAAUCAUUCACGUGAUGUUUGCAGAAAUCGGUUUUACAUGCAUACGUAUCGGAUGAUAUAUUCGCUAACUCGUAACUUAUACUUUACUCUAUCGGUCUCUACCACCAGCUGCACGACCGAGUUUCUCUCUUCUAGUCGUUCUAUUCGUUAAUGCCUCUCUAAAAAAAAAAUAUCCCGAUCAAUGAGGAAAACAGCAGAUAGGGAGAAUGAUUGACGGAUACCGAAUAAAAAUACAAAGAGCUUAUUUUCGUUGAUCUCGGGAAAAUGCGAAAUCUAAGCUUAUCGUCGAAACAUAAAUUUGACUAUUUGCCGUUCGAUUUCUCUUUUGCCUCGAUGACCGAUAAUCCUUGCUAAGAAUAAAAUCGUUUCUUCUUCGGGUGCAAAGUACGAUCCGUAUUUCUCGGGUUGCGUUGGCAAUUAUGCGGUCACUGCCACGGGAUAAUUUAAAAGGAAAGGAAAAUAUCUUCCGUGUCAAUAAAUCCAGGUGCCAGAGGUCCUUAUAAAAUGGCCCCGAUAAAGGAAAGAAUAUUUUUCUAACUAAUUAACUAACUCGUUAGGAUAGCGUUUGCUUUUACGAAAAGAAAGAGAAAGAAAGAAAGAAAGAAAGAAAGAAAAGAGAAAAGUAAAGGACCUCUCCUCCCACAUACAAGUCAAUCUAAUUCUUUCCUCUUAAAAGAGAAAAAGAAGAAUGUCUUUCUCGUUAAUAUAGUAGAAGAAGUCAAGUACGGUGGGGUCAAAGAGAAAAAGAAGAUGUAUAUUCGACAAUCAUGGACGAUUAGUCAGCCACGAGAGUGCAUCGCGUGAAACACGUGGGACAUUGUACGUCCUUGGUGUCGUUCCCCUUUCUUCUUUUUCUUCUUCAUCUUUCGAUGUCUCUCUCUCUCUCUCUCUCUCUCUCUCUCUCUCUCUCUCUCUCAAUCGAACGGACAAACGAAAGAAGAAACAAACGCAGUGUGAGUGGACAGCUUUUCGCAACUACGAUAUAUAGUGCUCGUACACGUGACAUAAUAAAAGUAAACCUAACCGAGUACAGUUUCACUGCACGGUAGUCGCAAUUACAUCUAUUAAUAGAUCACGAGAAGACGUGUACACGAAGCUUUCAUCUCAAUAGCACGUUACUUUACGGUGACAACAAUAAAACUCGGUGUUCGAGUUGGCCUACGCUCUAGCAUGACUCUAUACCGGUCGUCGUAAAAGAACCUCGCGGUAGAGAUCGUGGAUUUCUAGUUAGGCGAGUUAGGCGAGAAACGCGAACAAAAAGAAAGAGUCAGCUCUCGUAGUUUCCCCGCUCGAUCGAACGUAUAAUUCCAUAACGAUCGAGGGAGUGCCUUUUGUUCGAGGAUCGAGAGAUAACUAGAAUUUUAUAUUCGAAUGAAGCAGUUAACGCGCUUCUCUAGGCGAGAUUAAUAAUUAUUAUCUUUCCUCCUUUCGAUCGAUGCUUGAAACGCAUAAUCCUAGCGCACAAUCGUCCUAUUUAACAGGUAUGCUUCGCGGAAAUCGUUUAAGCGGACCAGAUACGAAACGCAAGGCUUUAUUUGAAUUGUAAAUGUUCAUAACUGGAUAAUUGGUGUGAUCGUUACAUCUCGUUGAUCCUACGGAUUUAUUCACAUUAUAGUUCGUUUUCAUUGGAUCGUUGGCAGCAGAGAAUUCUCGUAUUUAUCAAGGGAAAGCGUGUACGAUGACGAGAUCGAAGGAUAAAUUUAAAUUAGAAAAAGGACGAGAAUUUUAGAAUGUUAAUCUUAAUGAAACUUAAUUAUGUGAUGAGCGAAAAAUCCACGAACUCGAGCUUGUUUACGGUUUGCAACCGUUGAUGGUCUCUAUGAAUAGACGAGGGACUCAAACGCAAUUCUUUUUUCAAUUCAAGAUAUCGGAAUUGGUACAAUCGCCGGAAAGAAACGAGGGUAGGAGGUCGAACGAGCGUUUCUCUUUCUAUCUCUCUUUCCCUCCGCUAUCUGGUGAAAAGUACGGAAAAUUUAUCGUACCGAGACAAAACAGGCAUUAUGAUUAAUUAAUGGAUCCCGAUAACACAAAGCAUCCUUUGUCUCCGGUGAUCGAUAGAAAUCGAAGAUCACUCGGGAUGAUUCUAUCAGUGUGUUUCUUGUAAACUCGUGCGUUCGGCGCUUCACGUUUUCUUUCACGCAUCGCCGAUCGAUCCUUCAAUUAUAUUACAAUGAGAAAGAUCUUCUUAUCUCGCGUGCUGCGCUCUCAAGUACGAUAAUUUAUUAUGUACGUAAUGGAAUAUCGAUUACUUUGUACUUUGUUUCGAGUAAUUAUUACGAUAUAUGUACGUACAACUCGCACGCUCGGUUUAAAUUAAAUUGAAAAAAAAGAAAGAAAAAAGAAAACAAAACAAAAGAACAAUAAAACAAUUUUAAGCGAUUCCGCGUCUGCGCUUCUCAAGGAAGACAAACACUACUACGUUUUAUUUAUAAACGCUUUGGAAAUUAAGACAAUCGGUCAACGACUACGAAUUAUCUUAAUUCUUUUUUUUUCCUUUUUUGUUUUUUUUUUUUUUCUCUCCUGUAUUUACAACAUUUCCAUGUUGUAUUCCCAUUAAUGAGCGAGAACGGUAGAUUUACAAAUCCUUCGAGACUGAAUUUAGUAAGUUGCAAUAAAUGUCUCAUCUCGAAGAAUGUGGUUAUAAAGCAUAUAGUCAUAAAGCUACGGAUCAAAAUAUAAAAUAGAAACGAUUAUUGAAAAGCAGAAAUAUAUGUUGUUGUCGGUAAUUUAUUUGAAAGAAAAAUAAUCGUUCGUACAUGAGCGAUUCGGUUCGUAAAACAUAAAAGAUUGUUACGACGUCGCGACGAUGCAAAAGCAUCCCCAGGGCUAUUUCUUUUCGACAUAGGCGGUCAAAGAAAACAAUAAGAAAAUGCAGACGAGUCCUCUCUGUCAGCGUUAACCCCUUCCCUACAUUUCUGCAAUCGGUUUGCACGCGUCUGUCCACCAACAGGCAUGCUCUCCUUGUUUUACCCCCUCUCUCGCGGCUCUCUCGGGGCCCGUAAAAUCUGGAACAAGAACCGCGUGGCGAGACGAACCGGUACCAGUGACACCGAGAGACUCGGUAGCAACGGAGCUCUUCUAAAGUGACGACUUUCUCGGUCUCACAUUGGUCCACGUCUUUAAUCUUUUACACGAAUAAGAAAAUAGACGAAGACAAAGAGGACGAGAAUUUAAGAAUACCGAAGUCAAAUUCGUCUUUCCUUCAAUCCUCUUACGAGUACGGGAAGAGUAUCUGGAAAAGCAAAAGGAAAAGCUCUAUAAGUAACAGUGAUAGCAUCCUUUUAUCUAUUUAUAAAAAAUUUCUUCGACCUAUCGUCGUUUUUCUUUAUUUUCGUUGAAUUUAUCGAAAUAAAAGUAAAAGAGA
Messenger RNA from Vespa velutina, 10906 nucleotides. RefSeq names its product Bardet-Biedl syndrome 2 protein homolog. The record is from RefSeq and is a predicted model, not a curated record. Gene Ontology annotation, cellular component: ciliary basal body; neuron projection; membrane. Bases 256 to 2346 code for a protein of 696 amino acids. The transcript has 12 exons. NCBI's taxonomy places the organism in Eukaryota, Metazoa, Arthropoda, Insecta, Hymenoptera, Vespidae. Gene Ontology annotation, biological process: non-motile cilium assembly.